Parascedosporium putredinis is the source of this 1218-nucleotide messenger RNA. The record is from the annotation of a GenBank genome assembly. Lineage: Eukaryota; Fungi; Ascomycota; Sordariomycetes; Microascales; Microascaceae.
AUGGGGAAACCCCGCUUACAUAUUUGUCGUAAGACAUGGAAAUCGACUCGACGUUCUCGGACUGUGGGCGGCAAGAUCGCGAGCAUCCUGACACAGGCGGAAGCCGACUACGAAUCAACGAGGCAAGCAGCUUCAGAAGAGGAUGGGUCAACCCAGAGCUCCAAGCAGAAACCUCGACGACGCUUAUUCCGAGUAUCAGUGCACAGCUCCCCUUCCUCCGAUGCAUCCAGACAGCGUGUCGCAUCUGUACACAACGUCGCUCGGCCUCUCGUCCGCCGUGGUACCGCCUCGCCGGUGCUCUCACCUAUUGCCGUCGACACUAAUGUGAACCCACUGGACGCCAAUCCGAGAUUCGACCAUCGCCUGUUCCCGAGAAGCGUGCUUCGCCUUGAUGCCUUCCUCGGGGAAUGGCUCUCGCCCGCUUAUUUUGAGACCAUAACCCCGCCCCCAUCCACAUCCGUCAUGCUUAGCUCAGCCAAGGCCGAUCUUCUCAAGAGAGAAGAUUACUCCAAAUAUUCAGAUCCGGGCCUCCGACCCAAACCCGUAACAACCAAGAGCAAGAAUCAGCUCCUCGCUAGCGCAUUAUCCGACGCUGCGCAACCUCAUGCCCAACCUCCUCCGGUGGGAUACAUCGCCCCCGUUCCGCACUAUGCCAUCACUAAUAACUGCAAAAUUCCGGACGGAUAUGUCGCCCACGCCCGCGAUGCCUGCUCUACGGUUGACUAUCCUUGGGACUCCACCGGGCCCCCUCUAGCCUUUGGGGACGGUGGGAUGUAUGGGGAAGAGUGGACGGCCAUGCACAAGCGGUUCCGAAAGGGCCUUCAAGAGCUAGUGGACUGGUAUGCUAGCUGCGACAACCCCGGCGAGUUGAAGUGGAGCUUCUCCUCCGAUGCGGCUCCCCAACAGAAACAGGGCUUUGGACGCGAGGAUGAUGUGGAAGAAGAGUCCGUCGUGAUCCUUGUUUCUCACGGCGCUGGCUGCAACGCGUUGAUCGGCGCAAUUACCCAUCAGCCUGCGCUUAUGGACGUCGGCGUUGCGUCAAUCACCAUGGCGGUGCGCAAACCGGACGGGUACCAGCCUGCAGAGGCGGAGUGGAGAGACGCUCCAAGAAGCCCGGCUACAACACCCAGGACCACGCCUCCGGUACAUGAAGCGUACGACCUUAAGAUGACAGCGAGUUCGGAGCAUCUGAGGGGGCCCGUUACCCCGCUUCCCUAA